Molecule: messenger RNA, 1200 nt
Organism: Aureobasidium namibiae CBS 147.97
Lineage: Eukaryota; Fungi; Ascomycota; Dothideomycetes; Dothideales; Saccotheciaceae
Exons: 1
Coding region: 1-1200 (399 amino acids)
Source: RefSeq, a predicted model, not a curated record
AUGCCUGCAAAGAUCAACGUAACGGCUGUGCCAUUUCGAUCUUCCCGCCUUGCGGUUCCUCCAUCACCAUUUUCCCCAGCGGAUCCCAUCACACCCCCCACUCUCAAGCGAACAUUUUCCGCCACUGCCAAUGCAGACUUGAUCGACCUUCUACCUCCUCCCAAACGGCAACCGAUGAAAUGGCUCUGGGCAUGUCAUCUCUGCCACCGCCAGUACAAUUUAUCUGUUACUCGUCGUUGUCUAGAUGACGGCCAUUACUUCUGCGCCGGCACCUCUGUGGUUCGCUCCCGCAAAGACGGCGUCAGAAGACUUCGUCGCCAUAAAGCUUGUGCCUCUGAAUUCGACUAUGCAGGAUGGAAGGACCGGGGUGUAUGGAAGCGCAAUCUUCUAACUCUUACUGAACAACAGAAGCGACAAAACUCACCUUGCGACAGUGUUUUCGAUAGUGAUGACACUGAAGAUGAAGUUCUAGAGGAGACAUCUUCUACGGCUUCUGUUGUUUCUCCCAUUGCUGCUGGAUUCACUGGCCACACUUCUUCCUGGAAAAAUGCCAAACCUCUCAAACCAGUCAAAGAUUGCUGGAAUCGCUGCGACUAUCCUUCCGAAUGUCGCUGGGGCAAGCAAUUUGGCGUUGAUACGCCUUUACAAACUACCUUCCCCUCGUUGAAUCGUGUAUCUAGUACGCCCAACCCCAACGAGCCUUCGUGCAUGGAAAUCACAGAUGUGGACAUGACGGAUGCUCCUGCCGAGCAGCCAAAGACGGAAUUCAAAGACAUUCUUACCGUCGAACAACAAGCCGUCGCCGAGACAAUCGAUGGAAUUGACAUUGACGUGCCCUCCACAGCAACACCUACUACUGCCCUAGCAGAUCUGGCCAGCUUAGUCUCUCGAGCUCAGCAUCGUCACUCUCGAUCUGAGAUCCCUACACCUAUCUCACCUCUUGCUGUUAAUACCACUCCAUCGCGGCCUGCCAUGGUAACGAGAAGUUCAUCAAGAGAAAGUCUCAAAAGAGCUGUUGAGGGCGGUAUCGGCGUUAUUGCUGGGAUAGUGGGAAGUUGGAGAAGUAGCUCUGCUCCUGCUGUCAGUAGGAAGAGAGAAGAAGGUGUGGGGGUAGAGGUGGAGGAUAUUGCCAUGGAGGACGUGGACGUGCGAGAUGGUGAACAGGAAAGGGGAAGAGGGAGAAGGAGAAGUCUUGGGUAG